Molecule: messenger RNA, 417 nt
Organism: Symbiodinium natans
Lineage: Eukaryota; Dinophyceae; Suessiales; Symbiodiniaceae
Source: the annotation of a GenBank genome assembly
AUGUCUACAGAUGCUGUCCGACGAAGCGGUCCUACUAACGGGAGCCUCGAAGUUCGUCGCCCCAGCCAAGUUGACGGAGACAAGCCUGAGUCCCUGCUGCGCGAGCGGCAGAUCUCUAUACGGCCCUUCAUCAUAGCCUCUGGUACUCGGAAGCUGAAGUCGGACGGCACUGGCCAAUGCGUAUUUUGCAAAUCUGGUACUAUUCACAGUUCAGACAAGAAGGUCUUCUGCCAGUUCACCACCAGCUUUGAGCUGGAAGCGCAGGCGAUUACAAUUCGAGGAGAAGCAACCUCACCUAACGUGGAGGUCGUGACUCCCCGCUUGCUCCAGGCGAAGCUCUUGAGUGGUUAUGCAGUCACAAAGCACUCCGCUGGGACAUUCAGUGCAAACUAUUCGCCCCUGAUCCUGGCCAGGUGA